Molecule: messenger RNA, 2599 nt
Organism: Ochotona princeps (American pika)
Lineage: Eukaryota; Metazoa; Chordata; Mammalia; Lagomorpha; Ochotonidae
Gene: MED26
Product: mediator complex subunit 26
Exons: 3
Coding region: 242-1969 (575 amino acids)
Biological process (GO): positive regulation of gene expression; regulation of transcription by RNA polymerase II
Cellular component (GO): mediator complex; nucleus; core mediator complex
Molecular function (GO): transcription coregulator activity
Source: RefSeq, a predicted model, not a curated record
AGUUUGGUUCUCGCGGCGGCGGCUCCUCCUCCUCCUCCUCCUCCACCUCCUCCUCCUCCUCCUCCUCCGGCGGCGGCGGCGGCGGCGGCGGCGGCCCGGGCCCGACCCCCGGCUCCGGCUCCCCCCUGCCUGCCCUCCCGGCGCCGCGGGGAACAUGCGUCCCCGGAGGCCGGCGACCGAGUGACCCCCCGCGUCGCCCCCCGCCUUGGCCCGGCCGCUCCCCCCACGCCUCGCCCAGGCAAUGACAGCGGCUCCGGCGUCUCCGCAGCAGAUGAGGGACCGGCUGCUGCAGGCCAUCGACCCCCAGAGCAACAUCCGGAACAUGGUGGCCGUGUUGGAAGUCAUCUCCAGCCUGGAGAAGUACCCCAUCACCAAGGAGGCACUGGAGGAGACGCGGCUGGGCAAGCUGAUCAAUGACGUCCGUAAGAAGACCCAGAAUGAGGAGCUGGCCAAGCGCGCCAAGAAGCUGCUGCGGAGCUGGCAGAAGCUCAUCGAGCCAGUGCACCCCACCGAGGCGGCGCUGCGGGGGCUGCCGGGGGCCGCGGGCUCGGCCAACGGGGGCGCGCACAACUGCCGGCCGGCCCGCAGCGUCCACGACCUUAAGAGCCGCAACGACGUCCAGCGGCUGCCCGCACCGCGGCUGGACAGGCUGAGCAGCCAGAAGCGCCGAGGGGACCAGCGGGACCUCGGCCACCCUGGGCCGCCUGCCAAGGUCUCCAGAGUGAGCCACGAUGCCCUGGUCCCCAACUCAUCCCCCCUCCCCACGAACGGGAUCAGCGGGAGCCCCGAGAGCUUCCCAGGGUCCCUGGAUGGCCCUGAGGUGGGCCGCACGGACCCCACCGAGAACGACAAGCUUGGCGGCCGGAUCCCUGUCCACGCUGUGCGGCCGCACACCAGCUCCCCGGGCCUGGGCCAGCCCCCCGGCCCCUACGCACAGACUAAGGCCCCGGGGCUGCAGCAGCUGGACCAGGGCGAUGAGACCCCCGGCCCCCCGCACCCCAGGGGCCCCCGCUGCUCCUUCAGCCCCCGGAACUCACGGCACGAAGGUUCCUUUGCCCGGCAGCGCAGCCCCUGCACGCCCAAGAGCUCCGUGUCCAGCUCCUCACCGCGGUUACAGCCCCUUGACACCCACCAGGUGCCGUCACCACUACCAACAUGCACGCCCCCCGUGCGGCGGCUAGAGCUGCCUCUGCGCGGGGAGAGCCCAGGCCGCUGGCCGGAGCCUGUGGAGAGCCGCCCCCGCCUGGCUGGCCCGCUGCCCUCGGAGCCCCUGCCCCGCACCGGCUUCUCCCCAGACCCUUCCAGGGCGGACAGCGACACAGCCGCCUCUGGGGGUGCGGACAGCAGGAAGAAGAAACGGUACCGGCCCCGUGACUACACCGUGAACUUGGACGGGCAGGUGGCCGAGGCGGGCAUCAAGCCUGUACGGUUAAAAGAGCGGAAGCUCACUUUUGACCCCAUGACGAGACAGAUCAGGCCUCUGACCCAGAAGGAGCCGGCGCGGGCAGGCAGCCCCACGGCCCCGGAGCAGGCCAGGACAGAGCAGGCGCCGGCCGAGGCCAGGGUCUGCCUGCAGAGCCCCUUCGAGCAGACGAACUGGAAGGAGCUGUCGGGCAAUGAGAUCAUCCAGUCGUACCUGAGCCGGCAGAGCAGCCUGCUGCUGUCCUCGGGCACACAGACGCCUGGGGCCCACCACUUCAUGUCCAAGUACCUGAAGCAGGAGGAGAGCCGGCUCGGGGCCAGGCAGCCGCACGUGCUGCGGCCGCACAGCCCGCCCACGGACCUGCCCGGGCUUAGCCGCGAGGUCACGCAGGACGAUCUCGACAGAAUCCAGGCCCACCAGUGGCCUGGUGUCAACGGGUGUCAGGACACGCAGGGUAACUGGUAUGACUGGACGCAGUGCAUAGCGCUCGACCCGCAUGGCGACGACGGGCGGUUGAACGUCCUGCCGUACGUCUGCCUAGACUGAGGGGCCCUGGUGCUGGCCGGGGGCGUGGGGGGCUGGGCCGGGCAGCAGGGGCUCUCCACAGCUGCCCCCCAAACUCUCCUUCUUUUGUGAAAUGCUGCUACCAGUUUACUAACAAAAUGGCAAAGGAAGGACCGCGCAGAAGGAAGGAAGCGAGUUGAGAACUCGAGCGAGCCAGCUGUAAGAUGCCCCUGGCCGCCAGGCCAGGCCCCCGGGGCAGGGGUCCCCACAGCCCCAGGAGCACACGUCUCGGCCCGGGCGGAGGCGGGCUGGUGGGGCCCACCAUGUCAUCUGGCUCCAGUUCAGGUCCCCGUUGUUGAAGAAAUGCUGCCCAGGUUGAGUUUCCUUGCGUUUCUUUCCCCGGCCCCUCCUGUCUGAGCGGCAGCCGGACACUGGCCCCCGGGAGCCACAGGGCAUCCCCCGGUAGCCGGCAGCUCCUAAGCAUUCCUCCAGACGCGUUUGCCUUAUGGUUCUUGGUCAUGACCGCGAGUCGCAGAAACAGGCGCCUUAGUGGACGGACAGCCCUAGCCUUCUGCUCCCGGACGCAGAAGGGCAACUUUGCUAUUUGGUCCAGUAAAUGGACACCUUGUGAUAGAAAUGUGGAAAUAAAAAAAAAAAAUCAUUUGCACAAAC